Messenger RNA from Cuscuta epithymum, 1067 nucleotides. The record is from the annotation of a GenBank genome assembly. Lineage: Eukaryota; Viridiplantae; Streptophyta; Magnoliopsida; Solanales; Convolvulaceae.
AUCCGUUUUAGCUUAAACAAGAGAACACAGAUGACAUGAGCAGUGCAGAACAACAAGAUGUCAAAUCACAGGAUUUAAAUUAUGCAAAUGACUUAGAUUUGUGGAGUUCCGUUGCUGCUUUUUCUACGGAUAAAAUAUUUAACAGCAAAAAUGAAUUAAUUACAUGGGCCAGAGAAACUGGGAAGAACAUAGGUUAUGUAAUUGUGAUUGUUUCUUCUUCAUCGGGAGAUGAUGGGAAAAAAGCGAGACUACGACUUGGCUGUGAACGUGGUGGGACUUACAGAACUCCUAAGAAACUAAUUAACAUAGAGGCACGACGUCGCAAGGGGACAGGAACUAAAAAAAAUGGAUGUCCAUUUAAGUUACAGGGCGUGAAAUUAGAAACGAAUGAUGAUUGGGAAGUAAAAAUUCAGUGUGGAUAUCAUAAUCAUCCACCUGCAGAAAACCUUGAGGGUCACGCUUUUACCGGGAGAUUAAGUAAAGAGGAGAACACCAUACUCUUAGAUAUGACGAAAAAUAUGGUCAAACCAAGAAACAUACUUGUGACUAUAAAAGCGAAGGACAAAAAGAACACAACUACAAUGAAGACGAUAUAUAAUGCUCGUCACAAACAUAAAAUGCUUGAGAAAGCUGGAAGAUCACAAAUGCAACAACUUAUGAAAAGAUUGGGUGAUUUUGGGUAUGUGGAAUGGCAUAGGAGAAACGAGUCAACUGACUGUGUAAGAGACUUGUUUUGGGCGCACCCGUUUUCUAUAGAUAUUUUGAAUGCCUUUCCGUUGGUUUUACUUAUGGAUUGUACUUACAAAACAAAUCGAUAUGGUCUUCCGCUAUUAGAGAUUGUAGGUGUGACAUGCACAGACCUUACUUUUUCAGUUGCUUUCGUCUACAUGGAAGCUGAGCGUGAAGAUAACUACACAUGGGCAAUGGAAAAAUUAAAAACAUUGAUGAUAUCAAGUACCAUGCCUAGUGUAAUUGUGACCGACAGAGACUUGGCGUUUAUGAAAUCUGUUAAGAAAGUCUUUCCCGAAACAACAAAUCUUUUAUGUAGGUUUCAUAUCACAAAAAAU